CCGCCGGGGCGCCCUCCCCGCCGGGGCCCCAUCCUCAGGCCGGGCCGCGGGCGGAGGGGGCGGCCUGGAGGCGGUGGCGGGGUCAGCACGGCCGCCGAGAGCAGGGCCAUGGAGCCCGGGGAGUCGGGGAAGGCUCCUGUGACAUUUGAUGACAUCACAGUGUAUUUACUUCAGGAAGAGUGGAUGCUGCUAAGUCGGCAGCAGCAGAUGGAGAUCUGGGGUUCUGACAAGCUAGUGGCACCACUGGGACUGACAAUUGCCAACCCAGAGCUAUUCUGUAAACUUGAGCAAGGGGCAGAGCCAUGGCUUGGAAAUAUUCAGGGACAGAGGAGUCUCCAGAACCAUCGCUCAACACCUGGACUAGUAGUUCUGUAGGAAUGAAUGAACGAAUGGAUAGCUGUCUGCCAAGUUCUCCUUGGAAAAGCUUCUCUUGAUGAGGGAUUGGCUUAGCUAGAGCCGGGCCGGGGACACCUGCCAUUGUGUAAGAUGACUGAGACAGCCCAGCACCUGCUGUGGGAGAGAAGUGAGGUGAAGGAGCAAGAACUUACGUAAAGUGAGUCACAGAGCCUUGCUCUCCUUUGGAAUCUAUCCCAGACGGACCACAGGAGCCUCAGAUGUCUUUGUAACUCUAAAGUAUCACAGGAAAAGACAAGAUGGGCCGCAUGGAAGAAAUAGAUGUGCCGGAAGCAGCCCGAGAGCCUGGACUGUGCCUGCCGCCCCAAAAGAAAGCCCAUCUUUCCCACUUGCGUGCAGAGGGUGGCGACAUGGAGGUCCAUUGCACAGGAAAACGCCAACGGCCAGCGAAGCCGCGGUCUAUCCAGAAGUCGUGGUUUGCGCAGUUUCCGUGGCUGGUCAUGAAUGAGGAGCGGACGGCUCUGUUUUGCUCUGUUUGCCGAGAAUACCCAUGUGUCAGGGAGAAACGGUCAAGGUUAAUAGAAGGUUAUACAGGACCUUUCAAGGUGGAGACUCUCAAAUACCACGCCAAGAGCAAAGCUCACCUGUUUUGUGUUAAUGCCUUGGCUGCAAGGGACCCCCCGUGGGAAGCACAUCUCCAGAGCAUCGCAGACACACCUGGAGAGGUGCUCACCAGCUCAGCACACCUCUUCCCUGUAGACUGUCCUACAUCAUACCCUCCCGGGCCUCUGGGAGACUAUGACGAUGUAGCCAGGCUCUUGCCAAGCUCUAGAGCUGAGCUGAGGGACCCUGCAUUGUAUCUAGAUUGCGUCUCAGAGUUGAGGCAAAAAGAAAUCACUGAUGACAUCCACACGUCCUCAAACAUUAACGUUUUAUUUGAUGACUCUGCUGAACCCUUCAGUCAGGACGAUUCUGAAGAGGGGCUCUUUGAGGAGGUUCCCGUGGUGUUUGAGGAUGUGGCGGUGUAUUUCACCCGGGAGGAGUGGGGCUUGCUAGACAAGCGGCAGAAGGAACUGUACAGAGGCGUGAUGUGGAUGAAUUAUGAGCUGUUGGCAUCACUGGGGCCUGCUGCUGCCAAGCCAGAUUUGAUCUCCAAGUUGGAACGAAGAGCUGCACCCUGGAUCAAUAACCCCAAAGGGUCCAAGUGGGGGAAAGGUCGUCCUCCAGGGAAAAAGAAGAUGGUAGCAAUAAGAGAGGCAGACACACAAGCCUCAACUGUAGGAUCUGCAUUGCCUUCAGCUCCUUCUGUGGAAACAUGUGCCUCCUACUGCAGACCCAGCGUUUGUGAAGUAGAAGUAGAUGGACCCGAGCGAAUGAGGAGGACAUACAGACCCCGUUCAAUUCAGAGAGCUUGGUUUGGGCAGUUUCCAUGGCUAGUGAUUGACCCAAAAGAGACCAAGCUCUUCUGCUCAGCUUGCAAAGCAAGACCCAAUCUCCAUGACAAAUCCUCUCGAUUAGUCCGAGGUUAUACUGGGCCUUUCAAAGUGGAGACUUUAAAGUACCAUGAGGUCAGCAAAGCACACAAGCUCUGCGUUAGCACUGUGGGGGUCCAAGAAGAUGCCCCUCAACCUUCCCUAGUCCCAGAGAUCUCCAGCGACCUGAUGGCCAACAUGGGGCACUUUUUCAGUGCUGCCUACUCCAUUGCGUACCACGCGAGGCCACUGAAUGACUUUGAGAAAAUCCUGCAGCUUCUCCAAAGCACUGGAACCAUGAUUUUAGGCAAGUAUCGAAAUCGCACUGCGUGCACCCAGUUCAUCAAGUAUAUCUCUGAAACCCUGAAGAAGGAGAUCCUCGAUGAUAUCCGAGACUCCCCUUAUGUGAGCAUGUUGCUGGACAGGUCCAUGGACUCCUCUGACCAAUCGUGUGUGGGGAUUUAUAUCCGAUACUUUAAGGAGAUGGAGGUGAAAGAGUCUUACAUCACUUUGGCCCCUCUGUACAGUGAGACAGUUGAUGGGUAUUUCGAAACCAUCAUUUCUGCCCUGGAUGAACUGGAUAUCCCUUUCCGGAAGCCUGGUUGGGUGGUGGGCCUGGGAACCGAUGGCUCAGCCAUGCUGAGCUGCAAAGGAGGCCUUGUGGAGAAGUUCCAAGAGGUCAUCCCCCAGCUGCUGCCUGUGCACUGCGUGGCCCACCGGCUCCACCUGGCUGUGGUUGAUGCUUGUGGGAGCAUCGACCUGGUGAGGAAGUGUGACCGGCACAUCCGGACCAUCUUCAAGUUCUACCAGUCCUCAAACAAAAGGCUGCAUGAGUUGCAGGAGGGCGCGGCUCUGCUCGAGCAGGAGAUCCUCCGCCUGAAAGACCUGAAUGCCGUCAGGUGGGUGGCCAGCAAGAGGCGAACGCUGAAUGCACUUCUGGUGAGCUGGCCUGCCUUGGCUCGGCACCUGCAGAGCGUGGCAGAUGCGGGGGGCCAGGUUGGGCACCGGGCCCAGGGCAUGCUGCGGCUGAUGAAGAGCUUCCACCUCGUCAAGUUCUGCCACUUCCUCCUGGACUUCCUGAGCAUCUAUAGGCCUUUGUCUGAGGUGUGCCAGAAAGCAGUUGUACUGAUCACAGAGGUAAAUGCCACGCUGGCACGGGCCUAUGUGGCCCUGGAGACCCUCCUGCACCAGGCAGGGCCCAAGGAAGAGGAGUUUAAUGCCAGCUUCCAGGAUGGGUGUCUGCAUGGCAUUCCCCUGGACGGGAUGGAGAUGGCAGAGCAGAGGUUCCAGGCAGACAGGGAGAGAGUGGUUCUGACUGGGAUCGAGUACCUGCAGCAGAGGUUUGACACAGACCGCCCUCCCCAGCUCAAGAACAUGGAGGUGUUUGAUACCAUGGUCUGGCCAGAUGGGAUGGAACUUGCCAGCUUUGGGAAUGACGACGUUCUUGCCCUUGCCAGGUAUUUUGCGCUCUCGCUUCCCACAGGGUACAGUGAGGAUGCCCUGCUGGAGGAGUGGCUGGGCCUGAAGGCUGUGACCAAGAACCUCCCGUUCUCCAUGCUGUGUAAGAAUGCCUUUACUCAGCACCGCCGCUUCCCCCUGCUGAGCAGGCUGGUGGCUGUGGUGGUUUGCGUGCCUGUGUCCACAUCCUGCUGUGAGCGUGCAUUCCAUGCCAUGACCCGGAUCAAGACCGACGAGAGAACCAAGCUCUCCAAUGAGGUGGUCAACAUGCUCAUGAUGACAGCUGUAAAUGGGGUGGCGGUCACAGAGUACGACCCGCAGCCAGCCAUCCAGCGCUGGUACCUGACCUCCUCCGGGCGCCGCUUCAGCCAUGUCUACACCUGUACCAAGGUGCCUGCUCACCCUCACACUGGUGCUGGGCUCAGAAAUGAGAGGAUGGGAGCACUUGGUAUGGAGAAGUCUGUGACCCAGAAGACACCCGCUCAACCCUACAGGGAACCCACAGGGGUCCAGAAGGAGUACACGGUGGAUUCACCCAGCAGGUUCACGCACCCCACGCGCAGGGAACCCGCGGGGGUCCUGAAGGAGUACAUGGUGGGCUCCCUCAGCAGGCUCACAUCCCCUACGCACAGCUGCGCCGAUAGAGAGGGGCUCCUGCAGGAGCAGGAAUGCUAGCGCUGCCUGGUAGAGGCUGCCCUGAGGUGGUGGCCAUGGCGCCAGGCUUUCUGCAAAGAACCUUUGUUUGGAUGUAGGCAGUGACAAGACCACAUUCCAAAGAGGCACCACUGCCUACCCUAACCCUAACCCUAACCUGUCCAACACUUAAACUCGUAGAAAAGGCUCACACCGCUAGUUCACUUCUGAGGUGCUCCAGGAAAUCAUUCUAUUGUGAAUGAUGUCACCCCCACAUUCCUGAGGGGCUGAUGGCUUAAAAGAGCAGCGCAGCCCCCUGGGUAGGUGGGAAGUGUCCAGGAGGCUCCUACAGCUCAAGUGGCACAGGGCAGGGCCGCUUGCCGGAGUGGAGGGCUAUAGGCUCUGGAGUCCCCAUUCUUGAGCCUUAUACCGGCUCCCAUGGCAGAGUCAGGGAGCCUCAACUUCAGCUGGGAGAUGCACAAAGAGUUUCCUGCCUCCUCUCAGGCUUUCCUUUCAGAAUGAGAAAUAAAGGCCCACUGAACUGAGCCUGAAGAAAGGUGCUCCUCCUGAGCUUCCAGAUGGGGUGGGGGAAGCGCCCCUGGGGAGAAGCCAGGUGCUUCCUGAGCUGCAUCCCACCGAGCCCUUCCCAGGAGUGUGCAGAACCAAGCGAGAGUUGGGAGGCUAGGAUUCAGCCCAGUUCUGCUGCAGGCAGAGGUGCACUUGUGAUUUCUCCCUCCCUCUUUGCUGUGCCUCGGUUUCCCUCUCCAUGAAGUGGCAGCAGAGAAUCCAAGUGCCUGCUGCCUCCCAGUCAGCCCUGGGUUGGAUGAAGGAUGUCAGACCCACACACUGUGCAUCCUUGGCCUGAGCAUCCAACCUUUCUGCUCAGCCUAAAGUACUGCACUUUUCCUUCUCCUUUAGGGAAACUGCACUGGGCAGGCUCAGUAAGGCUGCUCAUUGGAUGGAGGUAGUUUUAUUUUAGGUCUAUCUUCCUCAACAUGGAUGGGGCCUCUUCUUUUUCAUCUUUCUCCCGAGGGAGCACCUGCCUGUUGCUUGAUUUUCAUCAGCAGGCAGUGGUGCUGCGUCCUGACCUUUCUCGUUGCCCCUCUCAGAACAGGCAGGUCCCUUGUUCUGUGCUGCACACCCAGGUAGUCUGGCCACAUAACCCACAGUCUAUGAGGUGCUGGAGGCUUCCUGGGAUAUCAUCACCAAGCAUCCUGGGGUGACUGCAGACCCUGUUUCUGUCUCCCUACAGCCUCAGCACCUUCCAUCUCCCAUUAUCUUCUUCAGUGUCUAGCCUGGAAUUCCUCUCUCACUUUCUGCAACUCAACCUUGUGGAAAUGCCUCCCUUUAGCCCUGUGGAUCUGGAAGUAUGAGGCUACCAGGUGCUCUCUGGAAUAAGAGAUCCAUUAGCGUUCCCAGAUGUGCAAGGUUCCCCCUCUAGUCCACAGCAGCUUCUAUUGGGGAGUUCAGGAAUUUGCCUUUGAUCAGGGGCUGUGGGUGUGAGUUGAAAUGGAAAAGAGAAAGGCCCUUUAAAGUGGGCGGUGUAGACCUGCCCAGCUAUACCCAGAGGGUUUCAAAUGGAAGUGGCUUCCUGGCCCUUCCCCAUGGGGUUACCCAGAACAAAAGGCUGGGUUUCUGUGAGGGAGAUUCUGUACAGUGAUCCAAGAGUGGAGGUAGGAGCCAGGUAAGGAGCAGCUUCCUCCCCUCAGAAAGCAGUAUGUUGGGCUGGUGGCCUCUGUGGUCUCAGGAAUGCAUCCAAUGGCAGGCUUGGACCAGGGGACAGAAAUGCCGUUUAGCUUAGGUGUUUGUCUUAAGUCUCUCGGGCAUGGCUGCCCUGGUUUCUUUUUGAUAGCUAAAGGCAAAGAGGGCUACUGAUGUUUUAUGGAAGGAAGGAGGAGGAUUGAAACAUUGCGAAAGCCUUUGGUAGAGACCGUUGCCCAGGCUUGCCUCUUUGUCUCCAGAGACUAGGGCUGGAAAAACCCUUGUUGGAGAGGGCUCCUGGUUUUGCCUCCCAGGAAAGCAAGCCGAAAUGGGAGUGGAAGGAGCCGGCACUUUCCCUUUGGCCAGAGUCCUAGCCAUACUCCCUGUCACCUUUACAGCGUCUCUGUAUAUCCUGGCAUUUCCCCCUUCAUCCCCCAUGAUGGAUGUCCACGGGAUCUGACACUAUGAGUGAUCAGCAUUAUGAUUCGCAGUUUGAUUUCAGUAGCCACAGAAUCUUGAGAUGAGGGCGGGAGUGAGGGGCCUUCUGUCCUGCCUAAUGUCAGCAGAGAGUGUAACCAUGCUCCAGAACGUUGCUGCGCUUAGCUGGGCCUGCAGAGGCUGUGUUCCUGCAGUGAUGAUUCCUAAUUAGGCUAGUGUGGAGAUGGGCCAGAGCCCUCCCUAGGGGUCUGCUCAGCCAAGGACACAGGGUGACUGACCCACCCCAGGGAGAGCUUCUCCCUCUGGCUUCAGAUAUGUGCAAAUGAAGUUUAGAACACCAAGUCUGAGUCUUCAACUUUUGGUGUCUAAAUAAAGCCUCUGUCUUGUGAGUUCCAUAAGCAGGAAGUAGGAAGGUAGAGACACUUCAAAGUAUUCUCUCUUGUGACUAUAAAAUAAUAUCCUUUAACACAUUAAGCUCCUUGCUGUUCUGUGAGAGAUGACCAGGUGUUCAUACACAGCUCCUACCCCCAGAAGGGAGGGGUGGUGUAGCCAGCCCUGCCUGAUGGGAUGUGUCUAAGAAGUCCACCUGCUUUGGGGGAAGGAGGGUGAGCAACCAUUCCUGCAGCUGAACCUCUAGCUUUAACCCCAUUUUGUAGACAAGUACUGGUUCAGCAAAGUCAAGACACUUGCCUAAGGCCAUACAGCUGUUAAAUGAUGGAGCUCUUACCUGCCCAAGCUUUCCACUAUACCACAGACACACACACUCAAAUGCCCUAGGGCCAAGCAGGUAACAUAAAGGAAGUGAAAAAUGGAGUGCGUAUCUUGCCUAAAGCCAUUCAUAUUUUUUUAAAAAUUUAAAGAGUGAAAAAGUACAUAUGAGACUGUGCACUGGCCAAAGCAGUUGGACACUAAAAGGCUCACUGGCCCAUGUGGCUGUGUUCUUGAGCUCCACACUCGGCAGUUUGGGACAGCUUUUCAGAGAAUAUCUCAGAGGCAGAGGGGCACUCUCAGAGGUAACUCUUGGACAGACUUUGUUUUCGCUGGUCUUGUGGUUUUUCAACUUGACAGAAGCCAGAGGAAUUGUCUCUGACUUCACUACUUUGAGGUUUCCUAAUAGCUUCCAGGAUCAUCUUCAGUCUUACUUCUGUUAUCAGAUUCUCUGAAAAGAAUUCAGAUGUUGGUCUAGCAAUAGGGACAUGUUCCUUUUAUUCAGUAUCAAUCUCUCUCAUCUCUACCCCCACGGAUGGGGCACCAAGGGGAGCUCAGCAGAUGUGACGCGGCCAGUCUGAGAAUGUAGAAACUUCUGAGGUCCCAGAGCCCUCUGUCAGGACUUCUAGCUGACACCCUUCCUGCUUCCAUUGCAACAGCUGCACAGGGGUGUCUUCUUUGGAGAGUCUGGGCUCUUUUGCUGCCACUUUAAUAAUUUCCUGCAGCCACUGCUACACAAGAAUCUUCUAACGUAGGAAAGUCAUGAAAAAUGUCACCGUCCCUUAUAAAAGGUAAUGGACCAAGAAGUACCUGGCCCUUGCUCCUGACUGCCAAGUUCAGUGACCCAGGUUAAGCCUUUGCCUAAACUCAUCUGUCAUGAGGUCAACACAACAGAUGCUCCAUUGCAUCCCUCCAAGCCAGAGAAGCCCAGCUGGCUUAUAUCAUAAAGGCCAUUCUGUGUCUCCCUCCCUAUAGACAGAAAAGGCCUGGGCUUGUAAGGGUUUGUGAGACUGAACAUGGCAGAUUCUAAGAUUUGUACUUUUAGAUAUGUGCCCCUGAAAGAGUAAACAUGGGCUAACACAGCCCCCCUUUAUAGCACUGCCCCAAAUUCUUCCUUUCAGGUAUAGCUUGUCUCGAGGUUUAUAAGUGUUCCUGUGUUUCUCAUGAGGCUGCUCAAAGGGAAAAACAAACUGCAUACAAAUUUGUAAGUGCUGAAGGAUUGCAGAUUGAUAGAUCAACUGAGCUGGGAUGGGCUACUGAAGGCUCAAUGAAUGUCGCGAAUUUUGAGAGGAAUUUCUAGGAAGAUGCGGCUUUAAGACUUACCCAGCUGGUGGGUUUUUUGUUUCAUUUUGUUUGGUCUCUGAUUGGGGGGACUGAGAAUCCUUCAUCUGGAGCACUUGUUCCCUUUCAGAUUUACAGACGCUCUCUGGUUUGGCAGCAAGACACACUUCAUGGAGACAGACAACCUAGAUAACCUUAAACUCACACACUGGGAGUGCAAAUGGAUCCCAUGUCAGUCCUGAAAUCUGAUUUGCUCCACCCACCUGGGAUGCUUUGGGCUCACCCUGUGUUGGGCAGUGGGAAGAAGUUGUAAACCUCAGGAGAGCUCAAGAAACAUAUUGGGCCUGGGGAGAAGUAAGAGUAAAGAUUACUUCAGGGCAACUUUGGGAGUGUCAGAAGCUAAAUAAAGCAGUGCAGUCAUCAUACUUUCCCACUUUCCAGAGGCUCUUGAGGAAAAAACAGGCUCAACCAAUUACAGGGCCUAGAAGGUCUAGGCCUCCCUGACGCACCCCCCCCCCAUACCACCACAAUAGGGGAAUUCCCUUUCUAGGAAUUCAUUAGUUCCAAAAUCAAUGAAAAGAUCACAGGUGUGACCAAAAUAAAGGCCAAUUCCCUAGGAGAUGUCAUGGAAAUUCAUCAAUGAUACCUCAAAGCAAUCAUGGGGGAGCCAUUACAGUACGGUCAGUGACCAGUAAGAAGCAGAAAUCACCAGGAAGAGGGGGACAGACACACAGCUAAGCCACUAGGCCACUCGGGGGUCUGAUAGCAGUGCCUCUGCCACACAUUAAUGCUUCACAGAACAGUGUCAGCUUGGAUGCAAGCCCCUGUGAGUAAGCUGGGAGUUUGCCGAAGACACUGGAUUAGGACUGAGAGACUUUGGUCAUGGUCUGGUUUUGUUAUGUGAACUGUGUGGCCUUAGGUAAGCUAUACACUUCUUGGCCUUAGUUUUGUCAUAUCUAUAUAAAGUGAAUGGCCUACCUUGAUAGCCUCCAAGGUCUCUCUCAGCUAGGUACAAACAAAAAUUCUAUGCAGUAAAUAUGUGGUACUGUGGAACUAAAUUUUGGGAAGCUGUUUAAUCAAGUGGAUAGUUUACCUCUGGAAAUGAAGUACCAGCACAAAGGGGCCCAUAUCAUUGCUCUAGGGAACAGCUGGAACUCAGGGGCCCAGUGUAUAAGACUCAUUGCCUCCAGUGCUUAGAAUAGGGGCUGGGUUAUGGCUUUGAUCCCCAUAUGAAACAAAGACUACCAUAAGGGUAGCAAGCAGAUGACAAUAGCCAUCAAAUGCAAAAUAGGACAGAAAUGAAACAUCAAAGACUAUUAAGGGAACAAAAAGUAGAAGCUGCAGGCACCUAAAAUGAGCUGGCUAUUUAAGUCAACCCCCAUGCAUCUGUCAGCUUGUCAUACUGUGGGGGCUUGCAUAUUACUGUGAUGCUGGAAACUAUGCCAUCAGUAUUCAAAUACCGGCAGGGUCACCCAUGGCAGACAUGUUUCAGCUGGGCUUCCAGACUAAGACUAGGGAGAAGGAGCCAGCAGUCUGCUUCUGAGAAGAAAUAGCCAGUGACAACCUUAUGAAUAGCAGCGGAACAUUGUCUGAUACAGUGCCAGAAGACGAGCCCCUAAGGUUGGAAGGCACUCGAAAGAUGAGUGGGGAAGAGCUGCUGCCUCAAAGUAGAGUCAACCUUAAUGACGUGGAUGGAGUCAAGCUUUCAGGACCUUCGUUUGCUGAUGUGGCAUGACUCAAAAUGAGAACAGCCGCAAACAUCCAUUAAUAAUCAGAAUAUGGAAUGUAUGAAGUAUGAAUCUAGGAGAAUUGGAAAUCAUCAAAAAUUAAAUGGAAUGCAUAAACAUCGAUAUCCUAGGCAUUAGUGAGCUGAAAUGGAAUGGUAUUGGCCAUUUUGAAUUGGACAAUUAUAUGGUCUACUAGGCCAGGAAUGACAACAUGAAGAGGAAUGGCAUUGCAUUCAUCAUCAAGAAGAACAUUUCAAGAUCUAUCCUGGAGUACAGUGCUGUCAGUGAUAGGAUAAUGUCCAUAUGACAACAAGGAAGACCAGUUAAUACAACUAUUAUUCAAAAUUAUGUAGCAACCACUAAAACCAAAGAUGAAGAAAUUGAAGAUUUUUACCAACUUCUGCUGUCUGAUCGAACAUGCAAUCAGGAUGCAGUGAUAAUUACUGGUAAUUGGAAUGCAAGAAAGAUGGAAACAAAGAAGAAGGCCUUGGUGAUAGAAAUGAUGCCGGAGACCACAUGGUAGAUUUUUGCAAGACCAAUGACUUCUUCAUUGCAAAUUCCUUUUUUCAACAGCAUAAAUGGUGACUGUACACAUGGAUCUUCCCAGAUGGAAUACACCAGGGAUCAAAUUGACCACAUCUGUGGAAAGAGAGGAUGGAAAAGCUUGAUAUCAGCCAGAACAAGGCCAGGGGCUGACUUUGGAAUAGACCAUCAGCUGCUUGUAUGCCACUUCAAGUUGAAGCUGAAGAAAAUUAGAACAAGUCCUCAAGAGCCAAAGUAUAACCUUGAGUAUAUCCCACCUGAAUUUAGAGACCAUCUCAGAAUAGAUUUCGCAUGUCGAACACUGAUGACCCAAGAUGAGACGAGUUGUGGAAUGACAUCAAGGACAUCAUACAUGAAGAAAGCAAGAGGUCAUUAAAAAGAAAAGAAAGACCAAAAUAGAUGACAGAAGAGACUCUGAAACUUGCUCUCGAACGUUGAGUAGCUAAAGCAAAAGGAAGAAAUGAUAAAGUAAAAGAGCUGAAUAGAAAAUUUCAAAGGGCAGCUCUAGAAGACAAAGUAAAGUAUUACAGUGACAUGUGCAAAGACCUGGAGUUAGAAAACCAAAAGUGAAGAACAUGCUCAGAGCUUCUCAAGCUGAAAGAACUGAAGAAAAAAUUCAAGUGUUGAGUUGCAAUACUGAAGGAUUCUAUGGGCAGAAAUCUGAACAAUUCAGGAAGCAUCAAAAGAAGAUGGAAGGAAUACACAGAAUCACUAUAACAAAAAGAAUUGGCCAAUGUUCAACCAUUUCAGGAGGUAGCAUAUGAUCAGGAACCGACGGUACUGAAGGAAGAGGUCCAAGCUGCACUGAAGACACUGGUGAAAAACAAGGCUCCAGGAAUUGAUGGAAUACCAGUUGAGAUGUUUCAACGAACAGCUGUAGCACUGGAAGUGCUCACUCCUCUAUGCCAAGAAAUCUGGAAGACAAGCUACCUGGCCAACCGACUGGAAGAGACCUGUAUUUAUGCCUAUUCCCUGGAAAGGUGAUCCAACCAAAUGCAGAAAUUACUGAACAAUAUCAUUAAUAUCACAAGUAAAAUUUUGCUAAAGAUCUUCAAAAGGGGCUGCAGCAGUACGUUAACAGAAAACUGCCAGAAAUUCAACCUGGGCUUAGAAGAGAACGUGGAACCAGGGAUAUCAUUGCUGAGGUCAGAUGGGCCUUGGCUGAAAGCAGAGAAUACCAGAAAGAUGUUUACCUAUGUUUAUUGACUGUGCAAAGGCAUUUGACUGUGUGGAUCAUAAGAAAUUAUGGAUAACAUUGUGAAGAAUGGGAAUUCCAGAGCACUUAAUUGUGCUCAUGAGGAACCUGUACAUAGAUCAAGAGGCAGUUGUUUGGACAGAACAAGGGAAUACUGCAUGGUUUAAAUUCAGGAAAGGUGUGCGUCAGGGUUGUAUCCUUUCACCAUCCUUAUUCAGUCUGUAUGCUGAACAAAUAAUCCAAGAAGCUGGACUCCGAAGAAGAACAGGGCAUCAGGAUUGGAGGAAGACUCAUUAACAACCUGAGUCAUGCAGAUGACGCAGCCGUGCUUGCUGAAAGUGAAGAGGACUUGAAGCACCGAUGAAGAUCAAAGACUACAGCUGUCAGUAUGGAUUACACCUCAACAUAAAGAAAACAGAAAUCCUCACAAUGGGACCAAUAAGCAACAUCAUGAUAAAUGGAAGAAAGAUUGAAAUUGUCAAGGAUUUCAUUUUACUUGGAUGUACAAUCAACACCCACGGAAGCAGCAGUCAAGAAAUCAGAUGAUGCAUUGCAUUGGGCAAAUCUGCUGCAAAAGACCUCUUUAAAAUGUUGAAAAGCAAAGAUUUCACCUUAAAGUCUAAGGUGCGCCAGAUCUAAGCCAUGAUAUUUUCCAUUGCAGCAUAUACACGUGAAACCUGGACAAUGAAUAAGGAAGACAGAAGAAUUGACACCUUUGAAUUGUGAUGUUGGUGAAAAUACUGAAUAUUCCAUGGACUGCCAAGAGAAUGAACAAACCUGUCUUGGAUGAAGUACAGCCAGAAUACUCAUUUAGAAGCAAGGAAGGCGAGACUAUGCCUCACGUACUUUGGACAUGUUAUCGGGAGGGACCAGUCCCUGGAGAAGGACAUCAUGCUUGGUAAAGUAGAAGGUCAGCAGAAAAGAGGAAGACCCUCAAUAAGAUGGAUUGACACAGUGGCUGCAACAAUGGGCUCAAGAAUAACAAUUGUGAGGAUGGCGCAGGACUGGGCAGUGUUUCGUUCUCUUGUACAUAGGGGUCACUAUGAGUGGGAAGCGACUGACAGCACAUAACAACAUUUAAGUCAAACACUGGCUUUAGUUCUGAGCUCCUGGCAGCUGAGGCAAAGAACACACCUUACUGUAUAUAUGUAUGUGUGUAUAUACGUGUGUGUAUAUAUAUAUAUAUAUAUAUAUAUAUAUAUACACCAAAAAACCAAACCUGUUGCCAUCGUGUCGAUUCCGACUCAUAGUGACCCUAUAGGACAGAGUAGAACCGCCCUAUAGAGUUUCCAGGGAGCGCCUGGUGGGUUUGAACUGCCAGCCUUUUGGUUAGCAGCUGUAGCACUUAACCACUACGCCACCAGGGUUAUAUGUGUAUGUAUAUAUAUAUAUAUAUAUUUUUUUUCUUCCUGAAACAAAUUUCCAGGAAGUAGAACUUUUAGAAACACAGAGAGAUGGACUUUCAUGGAGAUUUUUUUGAAGGACUCUGUGGACCAGUUUUACUGUAUCCCAUGGAUGCAAAGUGUGCCCUUACCCUAGGCCAGUGUUCACGAAAGUGCACAAUCUUGAUGAGAAUCCUAACCAUUUUUUACAAUCCUGCUAAAAAUUCACAGCUAGUCUUCUCUUCACCCUCUGAAUUCUCAUAGCAGGCACUGACUAUCUUUAGUGGCCUUUUUGGGCCUUUAACCUAGACUGGGCAACGUUGUGGUUUUAGCAGAAUAUCUCAACUAGAUGAGCAAGUCCUAGAAGGCUAAAACUGUACUUUAUACCUGAAAUCUUUGUGUAUCAUCCACUCCCUCCUAAC
Messenger RNA from Loxodonta africana (African savanna elephant), 13314 nucleotides. RefSeq names its product zinc finger protein 862 (gene ZNF862). The record is from RefSeq and is a predicted model, not a curated record. Bases 654 to 3959 code for a protein of 1101 amino acids. The transcript has 9 exons. Gene Ontology annotation, biological process: regulation of DNA-templated transcription. Gene Ontology annotation, molecular function: protein dimerization activity. NCBI's taxonomy places the organism in Eukaryota, Metazoa, Chordata, Mammalia, Proboscidea, Elephantidae.